Molecule: messenger RNA, 1595 nt
Organism: Neoarius graeffei (lesser salmon catfish)
Lineage: Eukaryota; Metazoa; Chordata; Actinopteri; Siluriformes; Ariidae
Exons: 10
Coding region: 1-1095 (364 amino acids)
Molecular function (GO): zinc ion binding
Source: RefSeq, a predicted model, not a curated record
AUGGCUUCGUACUACGAGGAGGUUUCAGAUAACAGCGGGUCAGAUUUCAGCGACACUGACACAGAUUUAGAUUCGGAUUCGGAUUCGGCCUCAGCAGCAGCACAGGUUUGCACAUACUACAACAAAGGCCACUGUCGCAAUGGCUCGGAGUGUCCAGACCUGCACGUGUGUAAGUACUCUUUGAAAGGCACUUGUCGCUACGGUGCCAACUGUCGCCUCAGUCAUACCCCGAACUCCAGUGGGCCAUUUGCACAGAAAAAUGGAGAGAAUCGGAGUCAUAGCAGGAAGACUCAUGGUCGCAGAGAACGCAGUCGCAGCUCUUCGUCUGACAGUGAUACAGACAGCAGCAAGCCUUAUAGAUGGCAGUUGAAUUUAGGCAACGGCUGGGAGGAUGUUGCCAACGAUUAUGUCCUGGAAGCUCAGUACUCACGACCUAACACUAAAGGCAUCAAGAUUUACAACACUCCCUGUGGUGCUCUGUCUAUCGACUUUACACGCAUGCGCAUCUUGAAGAAGACCAAGCUGCGAGUCAGACGCAAAGGCUCCCAACACAGUAAUUGGCUGUGGUAUUACCGAGGUAACCACGGCUGGUAUCAGUAUGGAAAGAAGGACGCACAGGGGAACACCAGUUCAGUCAACAGCUCCAAGCUGGAAAGUGAGUUCCAGAAGAACCAGCAUGGCACUGUUCACUUCAGUAUUGACAACACCAACUAUGAGAUCAGCUUUAAAGGCAUGCGUCAGAAAAACUUGUCCACAGGCCACAAGAGGAAGAUCAGAAGGCGUCCGAAGUACAUUUCUCCUCAGGAUGCAGGAGUGAAUGCAGUGACAAGUAAGUUGAAGUCCUUGUGGCCAUCCUCAGCUAAGAAGACUCCUUUGUGGCAGUUCAGUGGGAGAGGAGGAAAUUGGCACAGUUUCGUACCGCGAGGUUCCUGUACAAUAUCAAGUGCAGACAUUGAGGCACAGUUCCAGCGUAACACCAAGGGCUCCAUGAACUUCUCUGUAAAUGGAGAUCAGUACAUGCUGGACUUCUCACGAAUGACCCAAACCAACCUGAAAACGCAAGCCACUCGCAGUAUCAGACGCGUGAUGCAGUGAUGCUACUCUCGCAGCAGGUUUCAGACAUUUGAAGAGGAUAAAGAAGGGGAAAUUGUGUACUAGUGGUAAUGGUAAACCUUGAUUUGAGUUUACAAAUGAACUGCCAUUUAUAUAGACUCCAUGUCUAAUAGAUGUGUGACACACAAAUAAACCUGUUUACAUACAAAAGCUAUAAUUACUAAAUGAUUAUUGGAAUUGGUUUCUUUUCAUUAUACUUCUUAGCCAACAGCAAUUUAUAGUCUUCACUUAUGGGUUAAUAGAGAACCAAAGACAUGAGUUGACUGAGUUAUGGGUCAGUUACUGUUUGUGACUUGAUUUCCUGUGUGAUUUAUAUGCUUAUUAUUAUUUUUUUUUUUGCAAAAGCAUUAGAAACCAUAUGAAGUGCUGAAGACUCUUGAAGCAUUACAGUGCUUUCUGUUAUUGCAUUCUUCAUUUUUUCCUUGAAUUCAAAAAUGGCACUUGCCAGAACUGUUUAAUUAAAUAAACUUAAUGAAACGUAA